Nymphaea colorata (pocket water lily) is the source of this 745-nucleotide messenger RNA. RefSeq names its product small nuclear ribonucleoprotein SmD1a. Gene Ontology annotation, cellular component: precatalytic spliceosome; spliceosomal tri-snRNP complex; U1 snRNP. The transcript has 4 exons. Gene Ontology annotation, molecular function: RNA binding. NCBI's taxonomy places the organism in Eukaryota, Viridiplantae, Streptophyta, Magnoliopsida, Nymphaeales, Nymphaeaceae. Gene Ontology annotation, biological process: spliceosomal snRNP assembly; RNA processing. The record is from RefSeq and is a predicted model, not a curated record. Bases 124 to 468 code for a protein of 114 amino acids.
GAGUCAAAGCGAGUAACGCUGCCGCUUUCCACGAGGCCGAGUCGCUCGAGAGUCAGUAGUUAAAACCCCAAACAAGGGUUUUCCCUCCUCUCUUGAGCCCUAAGACUCUCUCGUCCUUCAACGAUGAAGCUCGUCAGGUUUUUGAUGAAAUUGAACAAUGAGACGGUCUCCAUCGAGCUCAAGAACGGCACUGUCGUCCAUGGAACCAUAACAGGAGUGGAUAUUAGUAUGAACACGCAUCUGAAGACAGUUAAACUAACAGUCAAAGGUAAGAAUCCAGUGACCCUGGAUCACCUCAGCGUGCGUGGCAACAAUAUCCGAUAUUAUAUCCUUCCAGACAGCUUGAACCUGGAGACUUUGUUGGUCGAAGAGACGCCAAGAGUGAAGCCUAAGAAACCAACUGCAGGGAGGCCUGUGGGACGUGGUCGUGGCCGUGGACGAGGACGUGGACGUGGCCGUGGGCGCUAAUUCGCAGAUGCUGCUAUUUUGCCAAUUUUUGUGCUUUCAGAUUUCUGUUGCUUCUACCUCUCUACAAAGGAUUUCAAACCUGCUUUGGGAUGGAUUAGCUUGGUUUCUGCCAUGGCAGAGGGAAUCCCUGUUUGCUAGGAGAUGGACAAUGCGGACAUCUGUAGACCAAAACAUCUGGUUUAGUACCUUAUAGAGAUUGUGGAUUGUAUGUUUACAGGCAGGAAUUCGUUUCAAACAAUGACGUUGAAUGCAUACUUCCAUCUAACUUAAAUUUUCA